This is a messenger RNA of Schistosoma bovis, 747 nucleotides long. The record is from the annotation of a GenBank genome assembly. Lineage: Eukaryota; Metazoa; Platyhelminthes; Trematoda; Strigeidida; Schistosomatidae.
AAAAAAUCAGGCACCUACCUUGAGGCGUUGAUGAAUCGACGUGGUUAAAUAUAGAGAACUAUUCACCAAAACCCAAUUCGUGAGACAUAACUCAAGCUUUUUUCAAGUGUAUAGAUCGAAUUGGAUAUUGAAAUAUUUAAACAAGCAAAAAGUAACUUCGAGACAUUUAAAUUUUUUCUCUGUUUUCGUGCAAAUAUGCAUCGCAGUUUUUCAGUAGAAGAAAAUAAUGACCACAAGAGAAUUAUUUCCAAUAAUGAUCAUGAUGAGGAAAAACCCACCAUUGUACCACAAACAUUACUUAACGACUCUAAUAUUUCAGAUGUUGAAAAGUGUGAUAAAACAGACAAUGUCAGUCGUAUAGUGGAUGCUUUAAGAUGUGCACUUGUUAGUUUCGAAAGGCAUAUACAGGCAGAAAACAGUUGCACGGAUGAUAUUAGGAAUCUAUGCAAUGAAGCUAAAUCGUUGCAAGCAAAAUUAAGAGACAAAAAAUGUUUGAUAAUAAGUCAUUUUCAGAAUGUUGUUUCAAAUCUUGCUGAGGAAAAUUGAAAUGAUACUUGAACUAACUACGAGUCAAACUCAUCUUUUUUUCAAAAAAUAAAUACAAGUUAUGCAUAUUUAUGAACCAGGAAUUUGUGGCCAGAAAAAUUGCUCGUCGAAAGACUGUUAAACUAUAGUAUAGCAGGAAUCUACAUUACCAAUCGUAAGCAUCGAUGUGGAAAUAAAAACUUUGUGAUUACUAAAAUCAAA